Arabidopsis lyrata subsp. lyrata is the source of this 1066-nucleotide messenger RNA. RefSeq names its product glutathione S-transferase U10. Gene Ontology annotation, molecular function: glutathione transferase activity. Bases 157 to 855 code for a protein of 232 amino acids. Gene Ontology annotation, biological process: glutathione metabolic process. Lineage: Eukaryota; Viridiplantae; Streptophyta; Magnoliopsida; Brassicales; Brassicaceae. Gene Ontology annotation, cellular component: cytoplasm. The transcript has 2 exons. The record is from RefSeq and is a predicted model, not a curated record.
CAAUGCCCUUGGCAAAUGAAUAUGCUUGAUGAACAAGAUCCAAAGUAAACUCUCUUGUCUCUAUAAAAGAAUUUGAACAAUGAAGCACAAAAAUCAUAAUCCCCAAAAAGAUUUUAAGAAAAAAGUGUAAGAAAUAAAACAAGAGAGUUUUGAGAGAUGGAGGAGAAGAAGAGCAAAGUUACAUUACAUGGGACGUGGAUAAGCCCAUACUCAAAGAGGGUCGAAAUCGCCCUUAAACUCAAGGGCAUACUAUAUGAGUACGUCGAAGAAGAUCUUCAGAACAAAAGUGAAUCGCUGAUUCAACUAAACCCGGUGCACAAGAAGAUUCCUGUUCUUGUCCAUGAUGGGAAACCAGUGGCUGAAUCACUUGUGAUUCUUGAAUAUAUCGAUGAGACGUGGAUGAACUCUCCUCGUUUCUUCCCAGAGGAUCCUUAUGAAAGGGCUCAGGUCCGGUUCUGGGUCAGCUACAUCAACCAACAGGUGUUUGAGGUCACGGGUCAAAUCAUGUUCCAAGAGGGUGAAGCUCAAGCAAAAUCUGUAGAAGAGGCUCGAAAGAGAAUCAAAGUUCUUGAUGAGGGACUCGAGAAGCAUUUCCCGAAUAAAAACAUCAGAGAGAAUGAUGAUGUAGGGCUUUUGGAAAUCAUCAUCAUUGCUACUUUCGGAGUCCACAAAGCUCAUCGUGAAGAAAUCGGUGUAGAGAUAAUCAGUCCAGUGAACACUCCGACUUUAUACAACUGGAUAGAGCGCCUGCAAGAUCUGAGUGUGGUUAAAGAAGUAGAAGUGCCUCAUGAUAAGUUGGUGAACUUAAUCCAGAACUAUAGACAAAAGUGUCUCCAGCAGGCUGCAAAUGCGUAAUUAGAUCAAGAUGUUGGUCUAGUGAUGAAUCAUCUGGAUUUAAUAUUGUCUCAAAGGAUAACAGCAAUCUAGAUGAAUCAUCUAGAUUACUGCUUGAAGUAAGAAAUAAUUCCCUGAGAGUUGUUUAUGAACUUAUCGUAGCUAUUACUGUAUGAUAAUGAACUAUAGAAAAACAUUUGUGAUAUCUCCAUGCUCUAUACAUUAGUUGAUA